Messenger RNA from Ambispora leptoticha, 243 nucleotides. The record is from the annotation of a GenBank genome assembly. NCBI's taxonomy places the organism in Eukaryota, Fungi, Glomeromycota, Glomeromycetes, Archaeosporales, Ambisporaceae.
AUGGAAGAGAGAAAAUUUAAACCUACUUUUGCUACCCAAGCAAAUUAUCAAGAAUUAGCAAGAAGAUUAAAAGAAGAGAUAAAUCCGCUUUUAUCUUCCUUAACUUCUCAAUUUUCCUCGCUUUCUUCGGUUAGCGAACUCAAUACUCUAACUGAAACUUUAUUAAGGCAACAGUUAGGAAUUACUAAUCAUCAGAAAUUUACCGGACAAAAGACUGGUAACCAAUCACUUAAUGCUCAAUGA